Messenger RNA from Protopolystoma xenopodis, 930 nucleotides. Lineage: Eukaryota; Metazoa; Platyhelminthes; Monogenea; Polystomatidea; Polystomatidae. The record is from the annotation of a GenBank genome assembly.
GCGACCGAAGCGAGCCCGAUCUCUUUUCUACCUGGCCUGACUCCUCUUGGGUUAUGCGCUUCCGAUCUCACUCAUUCUAUCAGCUCAUCCGUCACGCAUUUACUCUCAGCCGGACUCAACCUGCUGGCCAGCAGCAAAUGUCUAAUGGUUUCAUCUCCAUUCGCUCUUGGCGUCAAUCAUCUCCCAUCGUCUUCUCUUCUCCUGCCUCAAAUUGACUCACUGAUGAAUCGAGCAGACAACUCAGUGGUCGAGUCUCCUAUUUCCGACCGUCACUGCUCCCGUUUCGGUUAUCGCGCUCUCGAAGCCAGAUAUCUGCUGGCUUUGGCAAGCAUCGACGCUCUCCUUGAGGCCUGUGAAGCAGUUGGUGAUUUGGGUAGCUUGUCAGCGAACACUUCCUCGAAUGCUCUGUCUCUUCCAGCCUGCAAUUCUAAUGACACUUCAGAACGACGCCAACUGCUGAUAGCUUUGUUAUGCGCCAGAAACGCUUUUAUGCCUCCACCCAGUUUAAUGAAUCGAAGCAGCUUAACUCGUAGACGAUGCAGCUCUUGCUCUUCUGAGCCAGCUUCGAAAAGGCGAAUUCAGGACACUUUCUCGUACAAGCUUCGCCGAGCCCGAAGCCAGUCCUCUAUCCAGCUCAACUUUGGGCUGCUACAUAAAGUUGCUUCCUUGCUCAGGAAUGAAGAGAUUCCUCUUGGAAGGUCUAUUUUAAGACAUAAAGAGGCUUCCUGCUUCACAGCUUCUCAGCCGAGAUCUGUUUCAUCUGAUGGCCUACCAUCAGAACAUGUAAACUCUGAUACGGACAGACAGAAUGGAGAAAAGCAUCAAUCCGGUCUGCAGACAUCUCGUUGGUCGCUGCUGAGAUCAGUUUCUUCCCAUCUCCACAGUUGUGUUCUCUUCAAACUUCAUGCAGCUAGCUGUAGGGUAAGCUAA